AUGCCUGUCAACGAAACUACCCAGUUACUAACGAGACCUCAGGAUGAACAAUCCUCUGAUGGACAAUCCUCCGAUCACGGAGAUGACAGUAUAGAAAGCAGUGGCCGAAUAAGACUGGCCAUAUUCAUUGCUUACCUAGGUGCCUUUCUAGCAAGCUCGGAUGAAUCUCUCGUCAUUGCCACCUACGAUAUCAUCGCCUCCGAGUUCCACGAGUUAUCAAAGGGUUCAUGGCUGGUUACAGGAUAUAACCUAGGCUAUUGCAUUUCGUUACCGGUGUAUGGCACUCUUGCAGAUACUUGCGGCCGCAAAACAUCCAUGCUUUUGGGAUACCUCUUAUUUGCACUUGGGUGUCUGAUUUGCUCCACCAGCGAUUCCAUGACUCAAUUGAUAGCUGGGAGAGUCAUCAGUGGUGCUGGUUCUUCGGGCAUGGUUGUCAUGAUAUCCAUUCUGAUCACAGAUUUGGCCGCUCCGAGCGACGUCGCAUUGCUGCGCAGCUACACCAACGUGGUGAACAUGAUCGGACGGGGCGUGGGAGCUCCUUUGGGGAGUUUGAUGGUGAACUCGCUGGGCUGGAGAUGGGCGUUCGCCGGUCGGCUACCUCUCAUCCUGCUGUGUCUGCUUCUGUCCCGGGUUCAGUUCCCCAUGAAUCGCAAAGAAUCCUCUACCACAGUCGCCGAAACUUCCAAUAUUGAGAAGGUCAAACGUCUGGAUUAUUUUGGCAUUGCCAAUUUUGCGGCUGCUGUUGUCACCCUACUGCUAGCUUUGACCGCAGCCGGGACGGUGGACGCAAAGACAUCCACUGUCUACGCGUUGCUAGGAGUGUGUGCAAUGGCCACAGUCGUUUUCGCCUACCAUGAGUGCCUCUGGGCGACGAAGCCGCUGGUUCCUCUACGAUUGAUCACCCAGGGUAUUGGGCAGUAUUGGCUGGUGCAAGUGAUAUUAUUCAGCGGACGGAAUGGGGUCAUUGCCACAAUCACACAAUACAUGACGCAGGUUAAAAAGAUGCCCGAGGAGAGGGCGACAUUCUUCCUUGUUCUGUGUACCAUGGCUCUGGCGGGAGGUUCGAUCAUCUCGGGGUUCUCAAUCAAACGAACCAAACGUUACAAGAAGAUGAGUAUCAUCUCUGGCGUGGUCAGCAUCAUCUCAUCUACCCUGCUUUUCUUCUCCUGGCACUUUGAUCGCCCCGUCUGGGAGUCCCUCCUCGUCAUACCCAUGAGCACGCCCAUCGGCAUCAUCAUCUCGGGCGAGUUCAUCGGUAUGACGACUCGAGCACCUCAGGAAGAUCUCGCUGCCUGCGUCGGGGCAUACUAUCUCAGUCAGCAGUUGGGGAUCAUCCUCGGCGCGUCUAUCGCCCCGUUACUCGUUCGGACUGGGUUCAUGCAUGAUAUGGCAGGACGCUUCGGGGGGGAGACCCAAGAGAUUGUCCGCCACAUUCUCAGCGACUCCAAAUACAUUGACACCCUGCCGGCGGGUAUGCAGGAAGUCGUCCGAUCGAGUCUGCAGUACGGAUAUCAGUUUAUUCCUGUGUUUGCUACGGUGACUGCGGCGGUGUGCUUGCCAAGCUGGAUUCUGACGCGCGAGGAGCGUGUGGAUUGA
This is a messenger RNA of Aspergillus sclerotioniger CBS 115572, 1596 nucleotides long. Its product is annotated as MFS transporter. Gene Ontology annotation, molecular function: basic amino acid transmembrane transporter activity. The transcript is spliced from 10 exons. NCBI's taxonomy places the organism in Eukaryota, Fungi, Ascomycota, Eurotiomycetes, Eurotiales, Aspergillaceae. Gene Ontology annotation, biological process: basic amino acid transport; transmembrane transport. The coding region runs from base 1 to 1596 and encodes 531 amino acids. The record is from RefSeq and is a predicted model, not a curated record. Gene Ontology annotation, cellular component: fungal-type vacuole membrane.